AUGGCAUCGCUUGUCCAGCACACCCCCGCGGCGCCCACAGCAAUACCCCUCACACAGAACACUGCGCCCGUGAUUGAGUUUCGCUGCCUAUUCACGUCAGAUAUCCGACGAAAGCAAAAACGCUGGCAAGAUGGUCGCCUCAAAUUUCACACAUUCAACAAACGGGUGAUGGUGUAUGACGAAAGACUGAACUUUGUGGGCGAUACGCACUGGCACGACUACCAUAUUGAUGAGGGCGAGGAGCUAGAGCUGGAUCGGGCCGCGAUACUGGUUCAAGUUGCAGAUUGUUUGGGGAGUAGGGAUCAAGAUUUGACCGAGCUACUAGACCAUCGCACAAAGCAGAGGGAAGAGAGGGCGGCAGUGAGAAGACCAAGUUCAUCGCCAGCUGAGGUGCCGUUUGACAACUUACGGAUCGCAAGACAACCCACCGGCUACUCUAAACUAUCGCAGAAACCGCUAAGCGCUCUGCUCGGGACCCCAACUGGCCACCAUGGAAGAGCAUUGCUUCCGACUACUUCGCCGUUCGAAGACAGGCAAAAAGAACAACGUCAAGAGAGAGACACACAGGAACGGCCAUCCAAGCGUAGGAAAGCCGAGUCUACGUAUUCGAAAGCAGGCUAUGCGCAGAAUUUAACGGGAGCCAUGCUCGACCUAUCUUCGACGCCCCACAGUACUGCUCCUCUUCGGCGGGAGCCGCUAUGGUCCAGGACUUCGAGACGACAGGAGGGAGUUGAGGGUUCGAAAGAAGAAUCCCAUGAAAUAAACCUUGUUUCGAAGGAAUUUCAGGAACCGCCUAGACAGGAACGAAGACAAUGGCAGCCGCCGGAAAAGAAGGUUAAGUCUGGCUUUGCCCAAACCUUGACCGGAGCUGUUUUAGACCUAUCGUCAACUCAAAAUACGAAUGCUUUUCUGCGCCAUCUCCCACCCACACGAAACGUGGAGAGGGGAGCACCUUCGGAGAGCAUCCACGAUAGAGGAAGGCAUCAGCGGUCUAGAAAUGAAACGGUCCGGCCAAACGUGUUGCAAACGCCCGUCGUUGAAAAGCAAAGUAAAUAUCAAGUGAAAGCCAAGAGCGCGGGACAUCUCGAUAAAGCUCCAGACAGAAAUUCGUCAGUCGGUGCUACCAAAGCGGGGCAGACCAUGUCUGGCACAGCACAGCAACAAGAUAGUGUUAACGCCUCUGAUGAGUUCGCAGCUAUUGAUGACGACUUCAUCGACAUGGACGACAUAGAACAGGCCUGUCGUCCCCAACAUUCUCCAAUAAGCAACAAUAAUGCUGUUCUCGAAGGCGACGACGGCCUGCAUGCGAUAAAUAUCUCCCCAUCUCCCGAAGUGCCUCCGCCAAAAGAACCUCGGAGGCCAGUACCUAUAGUGCCUAUCAAAGCUUCCGAGCCUGACCCAGAUGUGACGAAUGGCCCGCCUGAGACAGUCGGCUCCAUUCGUCUCAAAUCCAGACCAAAAAGGAAGAUGUUGGUUUUAAAUGAUAGCAGACAGCCACAACCAUCUCCCGCUCAGACCAACCCCAGGCCAAUUUCGCCAGCGGAAGAUGUUGUUCCAGAGCAGUCACAGGCAACGAAGAAAUUGGAUAAAUUCCAUGCACAACAGAAAGAACAGCUGAGAUCACGGGCUGUGAGACGUAAAGCUGCUGUUGAACAGGAUGACGAUGUUGCAUCUGAAGCUGACGAUGCAUUUGACGAUAUUAGAGGCUUUGCCGGUAAAGUUGUCGACUCUUUACCACCCAAGCCAGAUAUGUCAGUCCCCAAAGUCUCCAAAGAACCCCCAUCUCGGCAGCCACAAUCGGAACGAAGGGCACAUCAGGAUCACCCGACUGUGGCUGAAGAGCUUCUCCCUCUUCCAACCAAAGGCACUACGAGUCGAAUCUCACGUCGAUCGCCGGAACCAGCACCUCAAUCCUCGGAGCCAGCCUUCGAACUGCUGAGAAGUGUCGCUGAUAGACUCGCAUCGAGAGAGGGUGUGGCAUUAGAAACUACUUCCAUUAAGCCAUAUGCUCCAAUGGUACCAGAGACGACGGCAGAAACUAAGGUUCCCCAAACUAGGACAGCAGAAGUGACAGCUCCCCAGACUAGGACAGCAGACGCGAAAGUUCCUCAGACCAGGACGAGUGGCAGGAGACGGUCGGAGGUCUCUCCAAUUGCAACUAAUACGUUAACGGCGACCACAUCUUCGCCGAAGGAUCUUCCCGUGGAUGCUCCUCCCAAAAGAACCCAGAUUACAAAACCCCAACUACUCAAGACCAGCAAAACAGCUCGUAGCAAGAUAGUCGUAGGCUGGGUAGGUGCUCCCAAAGAGCCGGUUGUGAUUCAAACCCUCCCAGUCCAGGUGCCACAGAGACGUGAAGUAAGCGACGUCAGUUGGGGCAUGGGGGGCAUGGCGCAGCAUAGGGUUGCUGCACAGGACGUUGAAACGCCGCGGUUUGUCUCUGCGAAGGCGCAGCCGCUGGAGGAUGUCUCAUUGCGACGAAGACCGCCGAUUGCGCGCAAGAGCGCGGGGAAGGUGGCGGAGAGCGGGGUUCCUCCAGUGCGCAGUGAUUCUGGACCGUGGAGUCGCGAGGCGUUUGAUCUGUUUGAUUGGAGACCUGAUGAGAUUGGCUGA
Molecule: messenger RNA, 2613 nt
Organism: Pseudogymnoascus verrucosus
Lineage: Eukaryota; Fungi; Ascomycota; Leotiomycetes; Thelebolales; Thelebolaceae
Exons: 1
Coding region: 1-2613 (870 amino acids)
Biological process (GO): double-strand break repair
Cellular component (GO): nucleus; site of double-strand break
Source: RefSeq, a predicted model, not a curated record